Ziziphus jujuba (common jujube) is the source of this 667-nucleotide messenger RNA. Its product is annotated as nuclear transcription factor Y subunit C-3. NCBI's taxonomy places the organism in Eukaryota, Viridiplantae, Streptophyta, Magnoliopsida, Rosales, Rhamnaceae. Bases 119 to 496 code for a protein of 125 amino acids. Gene Ontology annotation, biological process: regulation of DNA-templated transcription. The transcript has a single exon. The record is from RefSeq and is a predicted model, not a curated record. Gene Ontology annotation, molecular function: protein heterodimerization activity; DNA-binding transcription activator activity, RNA polymerase II-specific. Gene Ontology annotation, cellular component: nucleus.
CGUUCUUUCAUAUAAUUUUACAUAAUCAUAUUCCAGAGAGAGAAAAUAAAUCAACCUUUUUUUUUUCCGAGAAAGUGAAAGAAAGAAGGAAAAAAAAAAAAACCAAAACAAAACAAAAAUGAGGCAAGCAGGAGCAUACUCAGGAAUAUUAUCAGGAGGGAUAUCAGGGAAAACUGGUCCACACUCUUUGCCAUUGGCAAGGAUCAAGAAGAUCAUGAAGAAAUCUGGGGAGGAUGUGAAAAUGAUAUCAGGGGAGGCUCCAAUUGUGUUCUCAAAGGCUUGUGAGCUUUUCAUACAGGAACUCACUAAGAGGUCUUGGAUGCUAACUCUCCAAGGGAAAAGGAGGAUUCUUCAUAGAGAAGAUGUUGCUUCUGCUGUUAUAGCCACUGAUAUAUUUGACUUUUUAGUCAAUUUGGUUUCUGAUUGUGAUGAUGAUGAUCCUGCUGAUCUUCAUAUCACCACCACGGAGAAAACGGUAGCAGUGAUGGAAAUGUAGCUCUCUCUUUGUUUAAUUAAUUAUCUUAGGGGCACAAAGUACAUAAUUAUUAAAUUGAUGUUUUAUUAUUAUUGUUGUUGUUAUUAUCAUUAGGAAUGUUUUCGAUAAUAUACUGAUAUUAUUAAGUUAUUAUUAAAUGUAUAAACAAAAAAUAAAAAAGUUAUUGUUUUG